CGCUCCCAGACCCCCGGGGCUGCUGCCCGGGGGAGGGGGUGGUGGCAGAGAUGCUGGAAGAAACUUCUUAAAUGACCGCGUCCGGCUGGCUGUGGAGCCGUUCGGGGUUGGGGCGAGGAAAGGAAAGUGGAAAAAAAACUGAGAACUUCCUGAUCUCUCCCGCUGUGAGACAUGUCUGAGACUCCUGCUCAGUGUAGCAUUAAGUGCUUAUCUAGAGUGUGUGUGUGCUUUCUGUCUGCCUUCCCUCAGCGGGACAGUGCUGAGCCGCCUUGGGUGUUCCUUAGGCUCCCACUAGGACCUCUGAAAAUCCUAAUGCCGCACUGCACUCCAGACCAGCAGGAACGGAUUUCAUAUACACCUCCAGAGAGCCCCGUGCCGAGUUACGCUUCCUCGACUCCACUUCAUGUUCCAGUGCCUCGAGCCCUCAGGAUGGAGGAAGACGCGAUCCGCCUGCCAGCGCACCUGCGCUUGCAGCCGGUUUACUGGAGCAGGGAUGACGUAGCCCAGUGGCUCAAAUGGGCUGAAAAUGAGUUUUCCUUAAGACCAAUCGACAGCAACACGUUUGAAAUGAAUGGCAAAGCUCUGCUGUUGCUGACCAAAGAGGACUUCCGCUACCGGUCUCCUCAUUCAGGUGAUGUGCUCUAUGAACUUCUUCAGCAUAUCCUGAAGCAGAGGAAACCCCGGAUUCUUUUUUCACCAUUCUUCCACCCUGGGAACUCUAUACACACUCAGCCGGAAGUUCUGCUGCACCAGAACCAUGAAGAAGAUAACUGUGUCCAGAGGACCCCCAGGCCGUCCGUGGAGAAUGCGCACCACAAUCCUCCCACCAUUGAACUGUUGCACCGCCCUAGGUCACCCAUCACCACGAACCACCGGCCUUCUCCCGACCCCGAGCAGCGACCCCUCCGGUCCCCCCUGGACAACAUGAUCCGCCGCCUCUCCCCAGCCGAGAGGGCCCAGGGACCGCGGCUCCACCAGGAGAACAACCACCAGGAGUCCUACCCCUUGUCAGUGUCUCCCAUGGAGAAUAAUCACUGCCCACCGUCAUCCGAGUCCCACCAGAAGCCAUCCAGCCCCCGGCAGGAGAGCACACGGGUCAUCCAGCUGAUGCCCAGCCCCAUCAUGCACCCCUUGAUCCUGAACCCCCGGCACUCCGUGGAUUUCAAACAGUCCAGACUCUCCGAGGACGGGCUGCACCGGGAAGGGAAACCCAUCAAUCUCUCGCAUCGGGAAGACCUGGCCUACAUGAACCACAUCAUGGUCUCUGUGUCCCCUCCUGAGGAGCACGCCAUGCCCAUUGGGAGAAUAGCAGACUGCAGACUGCUGUGGGAUUACGUCUAUCAGCUGCUUUCUGACAGCCGGUACGAAAACUUCAUCCGAUGGGAGGACAAAGAAUCCAAAAUAUUCCGGAUAGUGGAUCCCAAUGGACUGGCUCGACUGUGGGGAAACCACAAGAACAGAACCAACAUGACCUAUGAGAAAAUGUCCAGAGCCCUGCGCCACUACUACAAACUCAACAUUAUCAGGAAGGAGCCAGGACAAAGGCUGUUGUUCAGGUUUAUGAAGACCCCGGAUGAAAUUAUGAGUGGUCGAACAGACCGGCUGGAACACCUUGAAUCCCAGGAAUUAGAUGAACAAAUAUACCAAGAAGAUGAAUGCUGAGGGACGUAUGCCUCCCCACCUCAGUGGGCCAGCAGCCAGGGGGGCCUUCGCCCAAGUAGGACUGCCGCCAGCUUGACGCAGCAGGCAAGCUGAAGAGGUGGCAAAGGAAGAGACCCAGAAAUGGCAGGGACACUCCUCUUGCAGACCAAGAGGGACCCCAUUGCACCUUAGACAAACCACCCAGCAGAGGCGGGGCUGGGACGCCAGCCUGGGACUCCAUGUUGUCACAUGUCUCCUCGUUUGCAACCUCUCCCUCUGGAAUUCCUUCCCACCCCUUUCCAUCAUUUGUUAGUUUCAUGGUGUUUGUUUUUUUUUUUUAACAUUCAAUUUGAUUUUUCAUCGUUCAUACAGGGGAAGACAUGUGAUGUUUUCCUAUGGAAAUAUAUAACUAUUAUGUAUGUAUAUCUUUUUUUCCAAGUCUCACAAAAUACAGCAAACCCAACUGGUCAGGGAAAAAGUAUUUGUACACAGGUGCAGAAAUGCGGAUGUGUGUUGCUCUUGCAGUUGGGUCUUGGUUGAGGGAAAAAG
Messenger RNA from Ochotona princeps (American pika), 2190 nucleotides. It is a transcript of the gene ETV6, whose product is annotated as ETS variant transcription factor 6. Bases 172 to 1662 code for a protein of 496 amino acids. Gene Ontology annotation, molecular function: DNA-binding transcription factor activity, RNA polymerase II-specific; sequence-specific DNA binding. NCBI's taxonomy places the organism in Eukaryota, Metazoa, Chordata, Mammalia, Lagomorpha, Ochotonidae. The record is from RefSeq and is a predicted model, not a curated record. The transcript is spliced from 9 exons. Gene Ontology annotation, cellular component: nucleus. Gene Ontology annotation, biological process: regulation of transcription by RNA polymerase II; cell differentiation.